Saccostrea cuccullata (small rock oyster) is the source of this 1719-nucleotide messenger RNA. RefSeq names its product replication protein A 70 kDa DNA-binding subunit-like. Lineage: Eukaryota; Metazoa; Mollusca; Bivalvia; Ostreida; Ostreidae. Gene Ontology annotation, molecular function: single-stranded telomeric DNA binding; damaged DNA binding. Gene Ontology annotation, biological process: DNA replication; meiotic cell cycle; nucleotide-excision repair. The transcript is spliced from 2 exons. The coding region runs from base 63 to 1466 and encodes 467 amino acids. The record is from RefSeq and is a predicted model, not a curated record. Gene Ontology annotation, cellular component: nucleus; DNA replication factor A complex.
CGCUAACGCCAUAGACAAAGAAAACAACAACAACAACGACGUUAAUAUUAGGAAAAAAAGAAAUGGAGGCAACUUCCUCUGUUGUUAACUUAAAGCCAGGAUACUCAAAUCUCUGUAUCAAAGUUCUUACAAAAUCAGAUGUAAAAACAUCUGCGAAAGAUGUGAAAUAUGGAGUUUUACAUCUAUCUGAUGAGACAGGGACUGUAAGAGCAACAUGUUUUGGUGAUAAGACAACCGACAUCCUCGGAUCCUUUGAAGUCGGACAGGUGUACAAAAUUAAAAAUGUGUACAUAAAAAAUGUACCAGAGCAGUACAUUGACUAUCAGAAACUUUCAACAGUAAAAGUUGAAAUAAACAUCACCGAUAAAUCGGUAAUUGAGCAUUUGCCAGCCGUUGAACUCCUCACUAAGCAGAAAGAACAAGAAUUUUUAAAUAUAAAAAAUAUUUUUUCAAUGAAGCCCAACUCCUUGGUUAAUUUGUGUGCUGUACCUAUUGCUCAAGGAGAGAUUUUUAAAAUUGAAAGUAAAAACUUGCAGUGCAGAGAAGUUACUCUAAUUGACAAUUCAAAUUGCUCUUGUAAAUUGUCGCUGUUUGAGGAUGAUGUAAAUCGUAUGGUGUUACACCAACCAGUUGAAAUUCAUGAUGCGAAAAUAAAAAUUUACAAAGAUCAGGUGUCAUUAACAACAUCAACAAGAACAAAGUUCAUUUCAACUGUCAACAAAAGAUUAGAAGAUCUGAAAUUAUGGUUCGAAACAUGUGGCAGUGACCUGACAGUUCCAGAGCAGAGCUGUGAGCCCAGAACCAAGGAAAUAAAAAUAACUGAUAUUCCAUCAAUUGAGGUCCCAUUUCUGAAAAUUAAGUUUGUUGCCAAAAUAUUUGGUGUGCGAAAGGAUAAUACAAGUUAUCAAGGUUGUCCAAAUCCGUCAUGCCACCAUGCAUUGAAAACACUGCCCAAUAAAAAGUUAUUUUGCUACAGUUGCGGCAAGGCGUACUCUAAAGCAUGUCACAGAUACAAGAACUUUUUCAUGUUAAAAGACAAUGACUCUGAAUUCAAAAUGGGGGCAACUGGGUUUGAUAUGGUUGGGAAAAAACUUUUUGGUAUAGAGUGUGAAGAAUUUGUAACUCUUGAGGAGUGCGAUCAAAGGGCAUUGUUAGAAUCAGUCGUAGGAGAUAUUUAUGUCUUCGAAUGCUCUUAUACAAAGGAUUCAAAAUCAUUGACAAUUACUAGUGUACAAGAAAGAAAUGAGUGUCAAGAACUAUUGACAGAUGAUGAAGAAAUAAAUGAUGGUGCAGAAUCUUCACUGCCUCCACCUCCUAAAAAAUUGUAUAGACCCUGGUCCUUGGAUGACAAUAAUAAUGAUGAUGAGCCUUGUCAUAAGGUGCAACGAACCGAUCAAAGAGACACGCCUGUGAAAAAUGAAAAAAGUGAAUGUGACAGUGUUAAAAGAAAGCUUUUUCAAGAUUGAGAAAGAACAGUUCAUUGGUAAUUUUGUGUAAUUUUCUAUUGCUAGUCGUGCCACAACAGUUGAACAUGCUAUUGACCUAUUGUGGGCAGUUUGACAAAUUACAUUGAAGAUGUAUGUACAUUUCACUUUUAUCUGUUAGCAAGACUUUUAGUUUAAUUAUUUGUGUUCAUUUUGCUAAGAAAUCAUUAGCAUAGUGGGAAAGCAAGGUAAAUUGUUAGAUUGUAGUAUGUACUAUUAUUAAAUAAAAAUUUGU